AGGUUCCCCGCCCAACCUGUGAAUGAGGAAACGCUGAGGGGUCGGAGGGGUCGGAGUUGUGCGCUGUUCUGCUGUGCCCGGUGCUCAUGGCUGCUGGGGGCAUUGCCGGGCACCUACUGGCCCUCACCCUGUGCCUGGGUGCCCUUACCUCUACCUCCCAUGGGUUUGAAAUACUUGAGUCGGACUCUAAUUGCUCCCUGCCGGGGGUCAGUUGCUCAGUUCUGAACAGCAAUUGCAUGGACAGCAGCUGGAUCCACCCACGUCCAUGGACUCCUGCUGCUCCCUCCGACUUGGAAGUCCGUCUUGUGAUAGGGGAGAAAGAGUCGGGGGACCAUGUUCCGGUGCUUCAAAUCAAAUGGACGGUGGCCCCCGAUGCCAGUAUCCUGGGCCUGUUGGGGGCGGAAGUGUCAGUGAUGCAGCGCAGCACCAAUCAGCAUCUGUGCAUCCAACUGCAGUUUGAAAGCCAGUUCCCCGGGCAGCUGAUGUCUGACAAUCAGCCAUGGCGGUUUGUGUACAGCAGCUUUGAGGUAGAUCCCGACCAGACAUAUGACGUGACAGUCCAGCACCUGCCCAGGCUCGUUAACUCCAGUCUUAGAAACAGUAAAGAGACGUUUAUCACUGUACCAGGGUGCCAUGACAAACUGAUGAGCAAAACGAAGACUUGCUGCCAGCACGGAGACUGCUGGUAUCCCGACAUUAGUGCUGAGAAAGACGUCGACGACGACCUCAUUGUGAGUUUUGACAGCAGGAGCGACUCUUGCGACUACAGGAUUCUAGUCAAGAACACUGUGGUUGUUUCGCUUAGAACCCCACAGCACCUCGUAGAGCUACAUCCGGCUAAAUGCUCCGGACGUUUGAAUCACACCUUCACCGGCCUGGCUGCCCACCCCCUCUGCUGGUAUUAUAUUGAGGUAUGGGCCGUCCUGCCAACCUGCAAAACCGACUGCAUCCGCUAUAAACACUUCCCGCAGUGUAGCACGUCCGAGCCUGCUCCAAUGCCCAACAAACGGCUGCGUUUGUUCUUCAUACCUGCGGCUUUUAUCAUCCUCCUUGCACCCAUUAUCAUUAUUUGCCUGAAUAGGGCAGACUAUCCGGGCCCAAAACCUCCAAAACCUCCGGAACCUCCGGAACCCACCGUGAAGAAGGUUUGGUUGGUGUAUUCUGCAGACAGCCGCCGGUAUGUGGACGUGGUGAUCAAGUUUGCAGAUUUCCUGCGGGACGCUUGGGGAAUGGAGGUGGUACUGGACCGAUGUCAGGUUAAUAACAUUGGACUUGCCGGCGCCACGACCUGGCUGAGCCGUCAGAAGUCCGAGAUCGAGAGAGUGAAUGGGACGAUCUUGCUUCUGUGUUCCCGGGGGGCGCAAGAGAAAUGGCUAGCCAGGCAAAGUUAUGGAAAGAACAAGGUGAGGCUGAGGGAAGACAGCAAGUUUUUUUCGGGCGACCAGGGGGACCUCUUCUCCUGCGCCCUCAACGUGAUCAUCCCGGACUUUGAAACGAGGAUACACGACCGCUACGUGGUGGUUUAUUUCGGCGACCUGACCAGCGGCGACGACAUCCCCUCGUUGUUUAAAGUCUGCCCCAAGUACUGCCUCCCUCACAAGCUACAGGACGUCUUCUUCAGGAUCCAGAGACAAGAACGGAUUCGCCCCGGAGGGGAGUUCACUGUCCCGCAGGAGGAAACCCUGAGUUAUGACAUCUUGAUGAAAGCGGUGAGCAAGUGUCGGGUCUGGCAGGAGAAGCAUCCGGACUGGUUCCGGAACCAGUGUUUGACCAGCGAGGCAGCGGAGUCUGACAGUGAAGAGGAGGAGAUUAUUGAGGGUCUUACACAGAGGCUUAAUCCACUUGUGAAGGUUCCCAGUCGUUCCAUCUCCACGGUGAACCCCGUUAUUAAUAAGCCAAUCGCUUCCAUGGUAACGGACCCUGUCAUUGCACAAGGGCCAUCAAGCCUUCAGAUCCAACCCUGUAUACAGGAAGGAGGCCUGAGUGUGCAAACAUGGCAGCCUAUCCUAAUGGAGGGACAAAUCUGUAGGCAGGAUCUCCACUUGAACCCUCUGCAAGAUCCGACUGUACCCGGAAUUGAAAACGACUCCUCCCCGCAGUCCGACCAGGGAUACCUCUGCUUGGAUCUGCUGAAGGAGGAGCACAUGAGGCGUUUAAUGCAGUUGCCCCAGAGUGAACUCAUGGAGGUUCCAGAGACAAAUGAUGAGGAAGACUACUUGAGGCUGGAGCAAGUAAAGCAGUCAGAGCAGCCAGACCAGGGCUACAGCACCUGGGACUCAGUGAGUAGCCGGGACAGGGAAUCUCUGAUGGCAGCCCAGGUAAAGCUGCUGCAGCAGAGUGGAGUCUUAGUUUGUGAUUAAUUGGCAUGUUUUGCCUUAAAUGUGCCAAAAUGGUAGUCAGUUACUGCAUUUUCCAACACAGGGAUCCUCAAACUAUGGCCCACGGGCCGGCCCCCCAAGGAAAUUAACCUGGAGCAGGGAGUUGAAGGACAAAGCAGGGGAGCAGGGAGCCGGAGGACGGAGCAUGGGGGCAGGGAGCCAGGGGACGGAGCGGGGGAGCAGGG
Molecule: messenger RNA, 2563 nt
Organism: Xenopus tropicalis (tropical clawed frog)
Lineage: Eukaryota; Metazoa; Chordata; Amphibia; Anura; Pipidae
Gene: il17ra
Product: interleukin 17 receptor A
Exons: 11
Coding region: 87-2360 (757 amino acids)
Cellular component (GO): plasma membrane
Molecular function (GO): interleukin-17 receptor activity
Source: RefSeq, a predicted model, not a curated record